This is a messenger RNA of Alosa alosa (allis shad), 690 nucleotides long. RefSeq names its product MAP7 domain-containing protein 2-like. The transcript has 4 exons. The record is from RefSeq and is a predicted model, not a curated record. Bases 394 to 690 code for a protein of 98 amino acids. Lineage: Eukaryota; Metazoa; Chordata; Actinopteri; Clupeiformes; Clupeidae.
GCCCCUUGGGUAGCCUACUGCACAAGCUGGUCUCACACUACAGUAUAUCGUGGAUCACCAUGCGAGAAAGAGUCUGGAUUAUAAUUUUCUGCUUUGGUUCAGGAAGAACAAUUCAAGAAAAGCCAUAUAUUAAUAUAUAGCCCCCACAAAUAGGCCAACUGUAGGUCUAAUUCUCAGUUUUCGUUAGUGUUUACCAGACUUGUUUUCCAGUUGAAGAGACCCGUGCAACAUCUUUACGUUAUACUGUAAAGCCGGCUAUGGACAGCGCAUGUGUGCUGAAUAAGGCCAAUAAUAACUCACUACAGGAUAGAUUUUAAGAUUCUGAUAACCAAGGCUACGACACUCUUUAUUUCGUGUCGGAGUGGACAGAGGGGAAGAAGUCUUGCAUAUGAGAUGUCAAUUGAAAGACCGUCCGUUUAUUCUGCUUUGGUCGAUUUAAACUGCACCCCUAAAAAAGACAGAUUGCGAAUAGCCCAAGAGAGGAGGGAAGAGAAAGAGAGGAUUCAAGCGGCGCGUGAGCAGGCGUUGUUGGCGAAGGAGCAGCGAGCGCAAAAGCAGCUGGAGCGCUCGGCCGAGGAGCGAGGCAGGCGUCUGGAGCAACAGAGACAGCGGGAGGUGCUCCGCAGGGCAGCUGUGGAUGAGAAGAGGAGGCAGCAGGAGGAGCUGGAGAAGGUCAGGAGACCACAAUAA